This is a messenger RNA of Protobothrops mucrosquamatus (brown spotted pit viper), 864 nucleotides long. It is a transcript of the gene TYW3, whose product is annotated as tRNA-yW synthesizing protein 3 homolog. The record is from RefSeq and is a predicted model, not a curated record. Lineage: Eukaryota; Metazoa; Chordata; Lepidosauria; Squamata; Viperidae. Gene Ontology annotation, cellular component: cytoplasm. Gene Ontology annotation, molecular function: tRNA methyltransferase activity. Gene Ontology annotation, biological process: tRNA methylation. The transcript is spliced from 6 exons. Bases 19 to 801 code for a protein of 260 amino acids.
CCGCCGCCGCUAUUGCUGAUGGCCGAUUUCAAACACUGGAAAGAGCAGCGGCUGUCGCGCGCAGAUGCGAGCCGGAAGGGCAGCGUAGAUGAACCUAUCGAGGAGAUCGUCCGGCUCUUGAAUGGCCGCGAGACUUUCUGCACCACCAGCUCGUGCUCGGGGCGCGUGGUGGUUCUGGAACAGCCCCCGGCCGCCCCCCCGGCUGCGGGUGCUGCUGGCUUUGAAAUACAGAAGCAAAGCUGUACUUGGCUUAUGGUGACCCACCAAUUAUGUAGUACAAAAGAUGUGCUUACCUCCUUGCAGAAAGCUGCAGCUGAUGCCAUCUUCAAAUUUGAACCAUUUGUUCUCCAUGUGCAAUGUCAAGACCUGGAAGAUGCACAACUUCUGCACACCGUGGCUAUAGAAGCUGGGUUCAGAAAUUCUGGUAUAACCGUUAGCCGGAAAGGAAAAAUUAUGAUGGCUGUCCGAAGUACCCAUUGUUUAGAAGUUCCAUUAACUCAGAAAGGAAGACUAAUGGUCAGUGAAGAAUAUGCUGACUUUGUAGUUCAAGUUGCGAAUCGGAAGAUGAAAGAAAAUUGGAAGAGAAUUAACAGAUUUUACAGCUCUUUGAAGUUUGCACUAGAAAACAAGGAUCACUCCAGUUCUCCCUCAGAAGAGAAAGAAAAAGGAAAUGACAUGGAUUCGUGUGGAAGAAAAAAAUCUCAAGCAGCCAAUAAGGAUGGCGGAAGCUGUUUUUCAGAGCAAAAUAAAAAUUUAGAAAGUGAAGAUGAUAGUCAAAGUAAUGCUAGUAUUUUUCACUAGGUUGUACUAUAGAAUUGUGUGAAGUAGUCCUAUAUACCCAUUAUGUUUGUAUAAUGUAGUUUU